Molecule: messenger RNA, 810 nt
Organism: Eimeria necatrix
Lineage: Eukaryota; Apicomplexa; Conoidasida; Eucoccidiorida; Eimeriidae
Product: RNA pseudouridylate synthase, putative
Exons: 1
Coding region: 1-810 (269 amino acids)
Biological process (GO): pseudouridine synthesis
Molecular function (GO): pseudouridine synthase activity; RNA binding
Source: RefSeq, a predicted model, not a curated record
AUGAUGAGCAUCUGUGCACCGCCGGAGGGCAAGGGCUUCUUUAAGCGGUCUUCUGGGGAUCUCGCUGAAGGCCCAGAGAACCCUAGGGCAGAGGCCGUCGUGCACAGGUUAGACAAGGGGACAUCUGGUGUCCUGCUACUUGCAAAGACUUCAACUGCCGCUUCGUGCUUGCGGCAACAAUUUAAGGAGAGAAAAGUUAGAAAAACUUAUUUCGCCGUCAUACGGGGAGGACUAACGGGCCCAAUGACAGUCACAUCUUGCAUUGGAAGGCUCCACAGCGACCGCCGAAGAAUGCAGAGUGCGCGUCAGAUCUGGAGUGUACAUGCGUCUGCUACUCACGCCGUUGCAGGAAAACUAAGAGGGGCUGUCACCCUGUUCAAGCCUCUUACAUUUAAUGGGAAGUGGAGCGUUGUGCUAGCGUCUCCUGUAACAGGCAGGACUCACCAAAUUCGGCUGCACCUUCAAAUGCUAAAGACCCCAAUAAUUGGGGACCCUCUGUAUGGAGAUGCCUCCACAACUUCAGCCUUUUUGGCCUCCUCAACGGCUCGAAAAUCAGGAUCCCGCAGUGUGUUAUGCAGCGCCCACCGCAUUGCGGACGCCCACCAAAGAAGCCUUAACAAGGGAUUCUGUGGGGAUUUCCAUCGACCCUUGUUGCAUGCAGCUGAGCUGUGCUGCGUCCAUCCCACAACAACAGACACUCUGCGUGUAUGUGCGCCUUUACCACCUGACAUGAGGCAGGCCAUGGACAUUGUCGAUCCUCUUUGGCCUACAAUCCCUGAGCUCACCCCAUUCGCAGAGGGACCCCAAUAG